Molecule: messenger RNA, 2277 nt
Organism: Coffea eugenioides
Lineage: Eukaryota; Viridiplantae; Streptophyta; Magnoliopsida; Gentianales; Rubiaceae
Product: beta-galactosidase 16-like
Exons: 18
Coding region: 1-2064 (687 amino acids)
Biological process (GO): carbohydrate metabolic process
Cellular component (GO): vacuole; cell wall
Molecular function (GO): beta-galactosidase activity
Source: RefSeq, a predicted model, not a curated record
AUGGAUGCAUUUUGCAGGUUAAGCUGUUUCUGCUUAGCAGUGAUUUUGGUGGCAAGGGCUGGUCAUGGAGCAGAAGUCACUUAUGAUGGAAGAUCACUGAUAAUUGAUGGGCAAAGAAAACUUCUGUUUUCUGGUUCAAUUCAUUACCCUCGAAGCACCCCUGAUAUGUGGCCAUCUUUAAUAUCAAAGGCCAAAUUUGGUGGACUGGAUGUGAUUGAAUCCUAUGUGUUUUGGAACCUUCAUGAGCCCCAACCUGGACAGUAUGAUUUCAGUGGGAGACUUGAUAUAGUGAGAUUCAUCAAGGAAAUUCAAGCUCAAGGUCUCUAUGCAUGCAUUCGGAUUGGACCCUUCAUUGAGAGUGAAUGGACAUAUGGAGGUCUUCCAUUUUGGUUGCAUGAUGUUCCAGGAAUCGUUUUUCGAUCUGAUAAUGAGCCCUUUAAGUUUUAUAUGCAAAACUUCACAACCAAAAUUGUCAGCUUGUUCAAAUCAGAAGGACUAUAUGCUCCACAAGGAGGGCCUAUCAUUCUUCAACAGAUUGAGAACGAGUACCAAAAUGUGGAGAAAGGUUUUGGUGACAAAGGUCCCCCUUAUGUUCGAUGGGCAGCAGCCAUGGCCGUGGGACUUCAAACUGGUGUCCCAUGGGUAAUGUGCAAGCAAGAUGAUGCUCCCGAUCCCGUGAUAAAUGCGUGUAAUGGAAGGACAUGUGGAGUGACAUUCGUAGGGCCUAAUUCGCCUAACAAACCAGCACUCUGGACAGAGAACUGGACAAGUUUGAAGAACGGAAGCUUUAUAAACUACUACAUGUAUCAUGGAGGCACCAAUUUUGGCAGGACAGCGUCAUCAUACAUAAUCACAAGUUAUUAUGAUCAAGCUCCUCUUGAUGAAUAUGGUUUUCUAAGCCAACCAAAAUGGGGUCAUCUCAAGGAUUUACAUGCAGCGAUAAAGCUAUGCUCACAUACAAUACUCUCAGGAGUAACAACUAUAUCAACAUUGGGUCAGCAGCAGGAAGCCUACAUAUACAAUGGAGAAUCAGGAGAAUGUGCAGCUUUACUUGUGAACAAUGACAAUGCAAAAACAGUGGUGGUGCAAUUUCAGAAUUCUUCUUAUGAACUACCUUCAACAUCAAUCAGCAUUUUACCCGAUUGCAAGAAUGUAGCCUUCAAUACCGCCAAGGUAACCGCUCAAUGUAACGAGAGAUUGAUUUUACCAAAAUUGAAGUUUGACUCAGCCGACCAAUGGAGUGAAUUCAAAGAAGUUGUUCCCACAUUUGAAGAGACCACACUGAGGUCAAACUCAUUGUUAGAGCACAUGAAUACUACAAAGGACAGAUCCGAUUACCUCUGGUAUACUGUCAGUGUUGAUUCAUCAGAAACUCAGCCAGUACUCAGUGUAGACUCUUUGGGACAUGUUUUACAUGCAUUUGUAAAUGGAGCACCUGCAGGUUCUGCACAUGGAACUCAUAAUAAUCCAUCUUUUACACUAGAAAGAACUAUCAAUUUAAGUCAAGGGUUGAACAAUAUCUCCUUACUCAGUGCAACAGUUGGAUUACCGGAUUCAGGGGCAUAUCUUGAGCGCAGGGCUCUCGGAUUGCAGAGAGUUACUAUAGAAGACAAACAAGGGACCAAGGACCUUAGCAAUUCUUCCUGGGGAUAUCAGGUGGGAUGGCUGGAAGAAUCAAGUGCAGCUCAGUGGAGCAAAUUUGGUGCUUCUCCUCAACCACUAACAUGGUACAAGGUUCUGUUUGAUGCUCCUGAGGGUGAUGAUCCCUUAUCAUUAAAUCUUGGCUCCAUGGGGAAAGGUGAAGCAUGGAUCAAUGGGCAGAGUAUAGGUAGAUACUGGGUCUCAUUCCUCACAGCUGAUGGCUCUCCCUCACAGACCUGGUACCAUAUACCAAGAUCCUUUCUUCAACCCAAAGGCAACCAGUUGGUCUUGUUUGAAGAAGAAUCUGGGAACCCGCUUCAAAUUACAAUUGGCUCUGUGUCAAGGAAUAAAGUAUGCACACUGGUAUCAAAUUCGAAUUUGCUGCAUGUAAAUUCAUGGAAGAAUCAUAAAAGAAACUCAUGAAAGCAUGAGAAACACUUCGAUAGAAGACAAAGAGUUCAGCUGCAGUGUCCAGGCAUUACCAAACCUUUAUUGGUUAAUGCACAAUGCUCAUGAGGAUGAGCAACUCAAUAUUCAUGUCUUAGAAGAGCACUAGCUUAUAGAAAAACAUACACAUAUAUGCAUACACAUGAAUCACAUACACAAGUUUCUGCCUGAAAUACAGACUUGUUCUGU